Hibiscus syriacus is the source of this 624-nucleotide messenger RNA. Its product is annotated as abscisic acid receptor PYL11-like. The transcript has a single exon. Gene Ontology annotation, cellular component: cytoplasm; nucleus. Lineage: Eukaryota; Viridiplantae; Streptophyta; Magnoliopsida; Malvales; Malvaceae. The record is from RefSeq and is a predicted model, not a curated record. Gene Ontology annotation, molecular function: signaling receptor activity; abscisic acid binding; protein phosphatase inhibitor activity. Gene Ontology annotation, biological process: abscisic acid-activated signaling pathway. The coding region runs from base 9 to 566 and encodes 185 amino acids.
UGCUUCAAAUGCUAUAUAACCGACCAAGCAAUGAACUUCAACUCCAUCCCAAAACAGAAGCGAUGAGACAUCGGUAUCACACCCCCAAUCUAUUAUCCAACCAAUGUGGUUCGAGCCUGGUUCAAAUCAUCGAUGCACCACUUCCUCUGGUAUGGUCCAUAAUCCGGCGCUUCGACAACCCACAAGCGUACAAGCAAUUCGUGAAGAGCUGCAAGUUGAGUGCGGGCAACGGGGGCAUCGGGAGUAUACGUGAAGUGAUGGUGAUGUCAGGGUUGCCGGCUGCCUCCAGCACGGAGAGGCUUGACGAACUUGAUGAUGAGCGUCAUGUUAUGAUGAUCAGCAUUAUCGGAGGUGAUCAUAAGCUUGUUAAUUACCGUUCUACUGCUACGCUGCAUGAAAUUAUUGACGGAGGAAACGGCGGCGGGAAAACGAUGGUGGUAGAGUCGUAUGUGGUGGACGUCCCGGCGGGGAAUAGCAAGGAGGACACCUGCUGUUUUGCUAAUAUGAUAAUCGCGUGCAACUUAAGGUCUUUAGCUAGAGUAACAGAAAAAAUGGCUAAGUUUUAGGAAUUUAUCCAUGCUAAAUUCCUAAAACCUUUUCUUUUGGUUAUUUAUAUUUACUAAA